GGUUCAAGGGUUGUUUACUUUCAGAUUGACACCGAUGGAGAAACGACUUGUCACUGUAGAUUUUACCGAGGAUGGAUUCGCCAUAGUGCGAAUGAAAAAUGGUCAAAACCGUUUUAAUCUCGUCUUUCUCGACAGCCUCAAUCAGGCACUAAAUGAGGUAGAGAGAAAUACAAAAUGCAGGGCGAUGAUAACAACGGGCGAGGGCAAGUUCUACAGUAAUGGGAUCGAUUUGGAAUGGAUGAUGACUGUGGACAGUGAAGCCAUCGUCAAAUUCCAGAAGGCACUCGAAAAUAUCAUGUGGAGGGUCAUGCAUUUUCCCCUACCCACGGUCGCGGCGAUCAACGGUCAUGCCUUUGCCGGUGGUGCUUUCCUGGCCAUGUCACAUGAUUACAGAGUGAUGCGGUCGGAUAGGGGCUGGAUUACAUGGAACGAGACUCAUCUCAAGUUACGCCUUGGAGAUAUGCUUCUAAACCUUCUCAGUAAAAAGGUUCUGGCCAUGAAGUCUAUAAGGGAAGCGGUGCUAUUCGGCAAACGUGUAACCGCUGAUCAGGCCAAAGAACUUUUUCUGGUUGAUAGUAUGACGGAGUUAUCGGACUUAAUACCGACGGCUAAACAGGUGGCACAAGAGGCACUGGGACCUAACGGCAUCGACAGGGACAUGUUACAAAAGAUGAAGCAGGAUUUAUAUGUCAGACCCUCGGGGGAUAAGCCUUUUCUACCGGAAACAAAUCUAAAGGGAUCGAAAUUGUGAAUGUAUUAAUGUAUGUAAUCACUGUGAUUUGUUCCCUGAACCACGCUCAUUUUGUGCUGGUUUAAGGUGUAUAGGGAAAAAAGAAUCAAAAUUGUUAAACAAUACAUACGGUAUUAGCCUCAGGACGGAAACGGAAAAAAAGGGAGUAGAAAAAACCCUGCCAACAGUCAGUUAUUCGAAACGUAAAGGGAUUAGACUAUCAUCUCCAGAGUUCACACUGUGAUAUUUUACUUAUUUACUUUACUGGAGCAAACUAUUUAUACUACUGAUGACAUAAUGUACGGAACAUUUCUGGCAACUGUUGUGUUGCGUGGAUAGGACAGUGGACUGGAUUCCGGAUGUUUGUUCCAGUGUUUUACCACGUGGAUUGAACUAGGGACUAAAUACCGGAUUUCUGUUCCAGUGUUUUGCCAAGUGGAUCGGACAGUGCACUGGAGUUCGGAUGUUUUGUUCCAUUAUUUUGCCACAUUGUUCGAACAGUGGACUAGGUUCCGGAUGUUUUGUUCCAUUAUUUUGCCAUAUUGUUCGAACAGUGGACUAGGUUCCGGAUGUUUUGUUCCAUCUUGCCACGAUAGUUUGACCAACGUUGUAUUAACAUGUUUAUGUCUUACGUUAUUGCGGACAUAAUACAUUAAUGUAUAGCAGUUGUCUAUUUCUAAAACGGGUAGUAUGUAACAGUGUAAAUGAGAUGAAAAGUGUUUGAUAACUUCAGCUGUCAAGUAUAGUAAACUUGUAAACAUCAGAGAUCAAUAUAUUCUAGUUACAAUAUUAUGUAUGAUCAAAUCCAUUCGUAAAAUAGUUAAUAAAUUGAUUUUAAUGUGUUAUAUUGAUA
Molecule: messenger RNA, 1583 nt
Organism: Pecten maximus
Lineage: Eukaryota; Metazoa; Mollusca; Bivalvia; Pectinida; Pectinidae
Product: enoyl-CoA delta isomerase 1, peroxisomal-like
Exons: 4
Coding region: 35-751 (238 amino acids)
Biological process (GO): fatty acid beta-oxidation
Cellular component (GO): peroxisome
Molecular function (GO): enoyl-CoA hydratase activity; delta(3)-delta(2)-enoyl-CoA isomerase activity
Source: RefSeq, a predicted model, not a curated record